AUGGCGGAUCGUCUAAAGCAGUUGUACGGGCAGCUCAACUUUCCCAAGGGGCUGCUCGCUGGCCAGACGGCCAUUAUCACUGGCAGCGGACAGGGCAUUGGCGCCGAGGCAGCUCGUCUGUUCGCCAAUGAGGGAGCCAAGGUUAUUGUUUCAGAUAUUGACGGUGCAAAGGCACAAUCCGUAGCAGACAGCAUCAACACCGGCGGCGGCAAGGCUCUGGCAGUUCCGGGCGACAUGCUGGACUCGGCCUACAUUAAGACACUGGUAGCCAAGGCAGCCGAGUUUGGAGGCGGUAAGAUUCACAUCAUUGUCAACAACGCCGGCUACACGUGGGACGGCGUCAUCCACAAGACAACGGACAAGCAGUGGGAUGCCAUCGUCGCGCUCCACGGCACGGCGCCGUUCCGGCUCAUACGCGAGGCCUCGCCCUACUUCCGCGUCAAGGACGGCGAGCCCCGCAGCAUUGUCAACAUUUCAUCCACCAGCGGCGUCCACGGCAAUGCCGGCCAGGCCAACUACGCCUUUGCCAAGGCCGGCGUUACUGGUCUCACCAAAGCCAUCGCCAAGGAAUGGGGACCAAACUUUGGCGUCAGGGUCAACACCAUUGCCUAUGGUCAUAUUGAAACGCGGCUCACCCAAGCCAAGGAGAAGGGUGCCUUUAUCACGGGACCCAAUGGCGAGAAGAUUGCGCUGGGCAUCCCGGAGGCUCAAAAGGCAGCGGCUGGACCUCAGUUGUAUGCGGAUAUUCCCCUGAGGAGGCCUGGAUCGCCGACCGAGGCUGCCAGUGCCAUAUUGGCUAUCGUAAGCCCGCUGUUCUCGUACGUGACUGGCCAGACCAUUAUGGUCACUGGUGGUCGCAACAUGUAA
Molecule: messenger RNA, 867 nt
Organism: Pestalotiopsis fici W106-1
Lineage: Eukaryota; Fungi; Ascomycota; Sordariomycetes; Amphisphaeriales; Sporocadaceae
Exons: 2
Coding region: 1-867 (288 amino acids)
Source: RefSeq, a predicted model, not a curated record